Molecule: messenger RNA, 2327 nt
Organism: Arachis stenosperma
Lineage: Eukaryota; Viridiplantae; Streptophyta; Magnoliopsida; Fabales; Fabaceae
Product: FACT complex subunit SSRP1
Exons: 16
Coding region: 89-2014 (641 amino acids)
Cellular component (GO): nucleus; FACT complex
Molecular function (GO): DNA binding; histone binding; nucleosome binding
Source: RefSeq, a predicted model, not a curated record
AAUAAAUACGAGAGACAUUUUCAUUGCCAACAUCCCAUCCACACCCUCACCCUCACCCUCGAGCAUCGACAACAGCAGCAUAAGGACCAUGGCGGAUGGUCAUCAAUUCAACAACAUCACCCUCGGUGGCCGCGGAGGCACCAAUCCAGGGCAGAUGAAGAUAUAUUCAGGAGGUAUUAUAUGGAAGAGACAGGGGGGUGGUAAAUUGAUUGAAGUCGAUAAAGCUGACAUAAUGGGAGUGACAUGGAUGAAGGUUCCAAGGACUAAUCAACUAGGUGUUCAGAUCAAGGACGGUUUGUUUUACAAGUUCACUGGUUUCCGUGACCAGGAUGUUUCAAAUUUGACCAAUUUUUUCCAAAAUACAUGUGGGAUAGCAGUAGAGGAGAAGCAGCUUUCUGUAAGUGGGCGCAACUGGGGAGAAGUUGAUCUAAAUGGAAAUAUGCUGGCUUUCAUGGUUGGUUCAAAACAAGCUUUUGAAGUGUCUUUAGCUGAUGUCUCUCAGACACAGCUUCAGGGGAAAAAUGAUGUGAUCUUGGAGUUUCAUGUGGAUGACACAACUGGAGCCAAUGAGAAAGAUUCAUUGAUGGAGAUAAGUUUCCACAUCCCAAAUUCUAACACGCAAUUUGUUGGUGAUGAAAAUCGACCUCCUGCUCAGGUUUUCCAUGACAAAAUCAUGUCCAUGGCUGAUGUUGGUGCUGGAGGUGAAGAUGCUGUUGUCACAUUUGAGGGUAUUGCGAUCCUCACACCUAGGGGAAGAUAUAGUGUUGAGCUACAUCUUUCAUUCUUGCGGCUUCAGGGACAGGCUAAUGAUUUCAAAAUCCAGUAUAGCAGUGUAGUUCGCCUAUUUUUACUUCCCAAGUCUAAUCAGCCACAUACGUUCGUUAUUAUUAGUCUGGACCCACCUAUUCGGAAAGGACAAACUCUGUACCCUCAUAUUGUAAUGCAGUUUGAAACUGAUUAUGUUGUUCAAAGUGAGUUGGCUAUGAGUGAAGAUCUUUAUAACAGCAAGUACAAGGACAAGUUGGAGUUAUCCUAUAAGGGGCUCAUGCAUGAAGUGUUCACAACAAUAUUGCGUGGUUUGUCUGGUGCCAAGGUUACCAAACCAGGAAAAUUUAGAAGUUGCCACGAUGGUUAUGCAGUGAAAUCAUCUUUAAAAGCUGAAGAUGGAAUUCUUUAUCCCCUUGAGAAGAGUUUCUUCUUUCUUCCUAAACCUCCAACUCUUAUUCUUCAUGAAGAGAUCGACUAUGUUGAAUUUCAGCGGCAUGGUGCUGGUGGUUCAAAUAUGCAUUAUUUUGACCUUCUGGUCAGACUAAAGUCUGAUCAAGAGCAUCUUUUUCGUAAUAUUCAAAGAAAUGAGUACCACAAUUUGUAUGGUUUUAUCAGUUCAAAGGGAUUGAAAAUUAUGAACUUAGGAGAUGCCCAACCAGGAUCUGUUGGUAUGGCUAAGGUUCUUGAGAAUGAUGAUGAUGAUGCUGUUGAUCCACAUCUCGAGCGCAUCAGAAACGAAGCCGGUGAUGAAAGUGAUGAGGAGGAUGAAGAUUUUGUUGCUGACAAGGAUGAUGAAGGCUCUCCAACUGAUGAUUCUGGAGGAGAUGAUUCUGAUGCUAGUAUAAGUGGUGAUGAGAAAGAGAAGCCUGCCAAAAAGGAAUCAAAGAAGGAGCUGCCUUCUAAGGCAUCUACUUCGAAAAAGAGAUCAAAAGAUGCUGAUGAAGAUGGAAAAAAGAAAAAGCAGAAAAAGAAAAAGGACCCAAAUGCACCCAAGAGGGCAAUGUCUGGUUUCAUGUUCUUUUCUCAAAUGGAAAGAGAGAAUCUAAAGAAAAGUAAUCCCGGAAUUUCAUUUACGGAUGUUGGAAGAGUACUUGGAGAAAAAUGGAAAAAGAUGUCAGCGGAGGAGAAGGAACCAUAUGAGGCGAAAGCUCGUGCUGAUAAAAAACGUUACAAGGAUGAGAUUAGUGGCUACAAGAAUCCGCAACCCGUGAAUAUCGAUUCAGGAAAUGAGACUGACAGUGCUUGAGCUACUUGAUUUUGAAGUAAUUUUGUGAGCUUCUAACGGUAUAUUAACCUGUGAAGUUAACCGGAAUGAGCUGGAGAUUAGCAUGCCAUGGGUUACAGAGUACAAACAUCCGCUUGUUUGGAUGGUUAAGAUACUUAACUAUGUAGUGGCAGAAAAUUAUAAUCAUGCCUUCAUUUGGAAGUUAUCUUUGUUCUUAAAAAUGUUCAAUUAGCAGUUUAAUUCGUAAGAGAUAUACAUGAUAUUAUUAGCAUAUUGUAGGAGCAAUUUGUAGUUUAUAUUAUCAUUAUAAUUGUUCCUAUUAAUGUUGGUAUCA